Messenger RNA from Paraphaeosphaeria sporulosa, 1605 nucleotides. Its product is annotated as general substrate transporter. The transcript is spliced from 4 exons. Gene Ontology annotation, biological process: transmembrane transport; carbohydrate transport. NCBI's taxonomy places the organism in Eukaryota, Fungi, Ascomycota, Dothideomycetes, Pleosporales, Didymosphaeriaceae. The coding region runs from base 1 to 1605 and encodes 534 amino acids. Gene Ontology annotation, molecular function: carbohydrate:proton symporter activity. The record is from RefSeq and is a predicted model, not a curated record. Gene Ontology annotation, cellular component: membrane.
AUGGCCUUGGCCUCAGUCGGGGGCUUCCUCUUCGGUUUUGACAACGGCUGGUGGGGAACCAUCCUCGGGUCGCAGAAGUUCUUGCACGACUAUGGGUCGUGCGCCAUCGUUGAAGGCGUCGAAAUAUGCAACCUGUCGACGUCUCAGAAGUCCGCUGGGAGUUCAGUGCAAUCGGGGGGGAUAAGUGAGGCGCCUCAGCCAUUCGACAAGAGGGUUCAGCUGACGAGUGCGCCUGCAGUGAUUGCCUGUCUCUUCUCAGUCUACCUAAACAACCUCCUCGGCCGCCGUCUGUCUCUAAUUAUCACCGGCUUUGUUUCGAUUGUUGGCGUCCUGAUUGAAAUUACAUCCAGUGCUGGUAAUGGCCCUGCGCGCUUCGGCCAGUUCGUAGCUGGAAAGGUCAUCGCGUCUAUUGCAAUGGGGCUGGCUGCGAACAUCGUUCCGAUCUACCUGUCAGAGACGUCUGCUGGGGAGCGUCGCGGCUUCGCAGUCACGUCGUAUCAGAAUGUUAUGAUCCUCGGCGUCAUCCUGGCGUCCGGCGUGGUAUACGCUUCCUCCGCCAUGAGCACAAAAGCAGCAUACUGGAUCCCCAUCGGCAUGCAACUGAUCGCCCCCUCAGUUAUGGUCAUAGGCUCACCUUUCCUCCCCGAGAGUCCUCGCUGGCUCGUAUGGAAAGGCCGAAACGAAGAAGCCAAAGCAGCCGCGCAGAAGCUCUUCUCAACUCCUUUUAACGACUUCGACGCAGCCGACUACGUCAACGCAAUCGAGAUCGCCAUCGACUCUGAUCGAGCACACGAAAUGGCAUCGAGCUGGAGAGACCUCUUCCGCGGGCCAGACCUGCGGCGUCUGCUCAUCGCCGUGGGCAUCCAGUCGCUUCAACAGGCGCAGGGCUCGUCGUACAUGAAUAAUUACGUGGUGUCUUUUCUCCAGUCCACAGGGGUAACGAAUGUCUUCCCCGUCAUCAUGGGGCUGUACACUUUGUACUACUUCGCCAUUCUCACCGGACACUUCCUCCCCGACAUGGUAGGCCGUCGGCCAAUCCUCAUGUCCACGGGCGCCUUCUGCGCAACCUGCCUCAUCACCGUUUCCGCAUUAGUCGUGGCAUACUCGAACCCCCCAGAGGCGGCACAGAAAGCCUCCAUCGCAUUGAUCUUCCUCUGGCAGAUCGGCUUCGGCAUCCAGUCUCCGCUGAUCUGGAUCGUGACAGCCGAGUCCGCGCCAACGCGGAACAGAGAGAAAGUCCAGGCCAUUGCUGUGUUCUUAGGCUUUGGCGUCUCGCUGCUGAUCGCGUCUGUGUCGCCGUACCUCCAGGACGCCGGCUACGGUAAUCUGGGCGGGAAGAUUGGCUUCAUCUGGGGCGCAUUUUCCGUGGUGACGGUGGUCUGGGUGUUCUUCAUGGUGCCCGAGAUGCGGGGCUUCACGAUUGAGCAGCUCGACUUCCUCUUCAACACGCGCAUCCCGACGCGGAAGUUCGCGGGGUACAGUUUUGCGACGAGUGAAGGGGAGGCGGUCUUUGGCUCGGCAGAGGAUGUGCAGGAGGAGUUGGGCGAGGACGACGUUAAGGCUGCCGUUGUGGCGACUCACAAGGCUGUGAAGAGGGCGCUGUAG